GGAGGGAGGGAGGGGUCAGCCGGGGUGACCAUCCGACCCGGGCUGAACCGACGAGCGUGGGGAUGAGACGCCAGAGAGAUGCGGAGCUUUUGAGGAGCAGAAACAUCCAGAGGACCCACAUGUCCCCUCUCUCUGACAGGCAGAGCUGUUCAUAAAAAGAGCCCAGCAGCGGUUUGAUUCGUGGUGCCAUCACAGUGAGUUCCUGGCAGAGCCUUAUCCUCCUGAAGUGAUCGAACAUGACGGGUCAGACUGAGGGAGCCGUCAUCCAGGACCCGUCAGUGCCCUCACUGCGAGGUGUGGAGGGUCUUGAGUACAGACCUCCGGGUGGGGCCAUGUCCUUCACCGAUGAAGCUGUUUCUAUCCUGACCUCCACAAGCCAGCUGGCGCGAACCCUCCUCGGUCGCACCUUUGUACCCCAGCCCAAAGAGAACCCUGCCAACGCGGAGGCCAUGGCCGGCAGCAGCUGUGAUGAAGACAACAGCACACGACGCAAACGGGAGUUCACCCCGAACGAUAAGAAAGAUGAAGGCUACUGGGACAAGAGAAGGAAGAACAACGAGGCAGCCAAGCGGUCCAGAGAGAGGCGGAGAGCCAAUGACAUGGUGCUGGAGAGGAGGGUCCUGGGUCUGCUGGAGGAAAACGCUCGGCUGAGGGCGGAGCUGUUGGCCCUCAAGUUUCGCUUCGGUCUUGUCAAGGAUUCGUCUGAUGUGAACAUCCUGCCACUCUCUGUACCCCUAUGUGCACACCCACCACCCAGUACAACACAUUUCUACCAGCCUCACAAUGAUGGACCCUCCUACCUCAAAACACAGCAGAGUGCCAGCACCCACCAAAUCCAGCCCCACCUUCCGCAGCAAGCUCCCAUCUAUGGACCGAGGGUAGCCGGGCCAUUGUUAAGCCACAGUGUAUCUGAGGAUUCAGGCGUUUCCACCUCAAGUAGCUCAAAUAUGGGAAGCCCUGUGUUUUUUGACGACACUUUGAGUGACCGCGGUGGGCCCUCACCAAGGGAGCUGGUGGAGGAGCCACAGGGCUACGACUCACACAUCUGUCCCCUGGAUGUCAACGGGGGUCAGUAUGUACACAAACAAGACUCCCCUGAUGGUUUGAGGAGCCUCCCGCACAAGCUCCGCUUCAAAGGCCCCAGUGGUGGCAGUGACGGAGGGGAGAUGUCUCCUCCCUCUGACAACAGACACAGUGAACAUCGUAUAGCCACCGUGGGGCCAAACAUCCCGGUGAGGGUCCACAAGCAGGCAGGGUGGGAGAGUCGGGCAGAGACUCAGGCUCCUUGGUCCAGGGAGGAGGCCGGUGGUGGACUCGGGCAGCAGUAUCAGGGUCUGUCUUCUGGAUAUUAUAAUUCCUCGUCUCUGCAGAACUCCAGGGACACUAGUACACCCGAGGACAUCAGCCUGAGGUCGCAGAUGAGCUGUUUGUCUCAGGAAGUGGCUCAGCUCAAAAGGCUCUUAUCUCAGCAGCUGUUCUCAAAGAUCUCUUAGAACCUGAACAGAAGAGGAGCAAAUCCAGAUCAAAUUCAGACAGACAUAAUUCACAUUCUAUCUCUCCGACAGCUAUUUCCACUGUGCAGCAUUGCACCAGUGUGAACAGCCACCUCUGAAAGGACAGACUUUACCCGCAGCACCUGUUUCACUGGAAAAGCUUGGUCUUAGUGAGCUGCGUGUUUCGGAAUGUUCAGCACAUGCUACCUUUUGAUAUAAGGCUCAAUGACCGAAAACCAAAAAGUGAUUCUCAUGUGAUUCAUUGUGAUCAUGCUGAAUUUCAGCGAUUUUGAAGGAUGCAGUACAUAUCGGAACACUCGAUUGAACAGAUCAGACACAAACAUGCUAGAUAGUGCACACAGUUAUCAUUUGUAAAAACCUUAGUAUCACCGUGUUUGACACAAAUGUGAACAUUAACAUAUAUGUUCACGUGUGUCUCUUCUUUCAGCAUAAGUUAUGUUGUGUAAAAAACAUUAUCUUGUCUUAAAUGUGUAAUAAAUGUGAUAGAUAUGAUGUUUCGUGCCCAUCACUAUAUCUGUUUCUGGUUUAUGUUGUGACAGCAAUGUACAGAAAAAUCACUGUCAUUUCAGCACUGUUCAGAAUUGUAACUAUUUCAAAAUAAAAGUAUAUUUUAAUCAGGAAACUGGUGCUUUUUAAAAAGAUUCAAACUGUGAUGCUUUUAGCAUAAUUUAGACUACAAAACAUUACUGUUCUGUAUUUUGUUCCCGAGUACCCGUGUAUUUUUGAAAAAUCACCGUGCAAUAUUCAA
Scophthalmus maximus (turbot) is the source of this 2262-nucleotide messenger RNA. Its product is annotated as NFIL3 like protein. Gene Ontology annotation, cellular component: nucleus. The record is from RefSeq and is a predicted model, not a curated record. The transcript has 2 exons. NCBI's taxonomy places the organism in Eukaryota, Metazoa, Chordata, Actinopteri, Pleuronectiformes, Scophthalmidae. Gene Ontology annotation, molecular function: DNA binding; DNA-binding transcription factor activity. Bases 237 to 1493 code for a protein of 418 amino acids. Gene Ontology annotation, biological process: circadian rhythm; regulation of DNA-templated transcription.